Molecule: messenger RNA, 2552 nt
Organism: Patiria miniata (bat star)
Lineage: Eukaryota; Metazoa; Echinodermata; Asteroidea; Valvatida; Asterinidae
Product: ribosomal protein S6 kinase beta-1-like
Exons: 15
Coding region: 222-1634 (470 amino acids)
Biological process (GO): signal transduction; protein phosphorylation
Molecular function (GO): protein serine/threonine kinase activity; ATP binding
Source: RefSeq, a predicted model, not a curated record
CGAUACGUUGAAUCAUAGCCGAACGCGCUGUGCAAUAUGCAAACGGUAUUUGCCCCCGCGUGAUGCGAUGUGAAGUCGGAGACGUGUGGAAUAUGUCAAACGUUGGACAAAUCGUGACAGAUUUUCUAAAGAAUUCAUCAAACCAUCCAUGUAAUGAGUUCACAGUCUGCCCUAAUUAUUUCCCUAUGAAUCGGCGUUGCAGGUAGACCCAUUUUACGGUCAUGAUGGCCGGAGUUUUUGACUUUGAGCUCAACGAACCGGGAGCUCAACAUCAGCCGACCAACCAGCAGGAGAAUGUAUCGGAUGAUGAUGUGCUGGAGGAGCAGUACCUCACAGCCAGUUCGGGCUCCAUUCCUGAUGAUGAUGAAGACAUUGAACAGCUAGCGCUAUCAGAACACACAGUUAACCCUCACAAUGAGCGGGUCGGACCAGAACACUUUCAGCUCCUGAAAGUGCUCGGCAAAGGCGGUUAUGGAAAGGUUUUCCAGGUCCGGAAGAUUGCUGGCACCGAUCCAGGAAAGAUCUUUGCCAUGAAGGUCCUGAAAAAGGCAGUUAUUGUUCGGAACCAGAAGGACACUGCACACACCAAAGCUGAGAGGAACAUCCUAGAAGCAGUCAGGCACCCGUUUAUUGUCAAGCUUCACUAUGCCUUCCAGACAGGCGGGAAACUAUACCUUAUUUUAGAGUAUUUAUGUGGUGGGGAGCUUUUUAUGCAUUUGGAACGAGAAGGAAUUUUCAUGGAAGACACAGCAUGUUUUUACCUGUCUGAGAUAACGUGUGCGCUUGAGCAUCUACACAAGCAGGGAAUUAUCUACAGAGACCUCAAGCCUGAAAACAUUAUGUUAAACAAACAAGGUCACGUUGUUUUAACCGACUUUGGAUUAUGCAAGGAGUCACUGGAAGAGGGGUCAAUGACGCACACAUUCUGCGGCACCAUUGAAUACAUGGCUCCAGAGAUUUUGACCAGAAGUGGUCACGGCAAGGCAGUAGACUGGUGGAGUCUUGGUGCCCUAAUGUAUGAUAUGCUCACUGGAGGGCCACCUUUUACUGCUGAAAAUAGGAAGAAAACGAUUGAUAAGAUUUUGAAAGGCAAACUCAACCUACCUCCAUAUCUAACUCACGAUGCUAGAGACCUUUUAAGAAGGUUACUAAAGCGACCAGUGGCAGCAAGGCUUGGAAGCAGUCCAGAAGACGCCAAGAAAAUCAAAGACCACAGCUUCUUCAGACACGUCAACUGGAACGACGUGCUGGCGUCCAAAUUAGAACCUCCCUUCAAACCCAUACUGGCCAAUGAUGAAGAUGUGAGCCAGUUUGACACCAAGUUUACUAAAGAGCCUCCGGUAGACAGUCCCGACGACUCCAUGCUUAGCGAGAGCAUGGACCAGAUCUUCUUAGGUUUCACAUACAUAGCGCCCUCAGUGUUGGAGAGCAUGCAGCGACCUCACCUAGUGAAAGCAAGGUCACCACGCAAGAUAACUGGACAGAGCCCCCACACCCCCAUCAGUAGCCCCAUGAAGACACCGUGUACGCAAUUUGCAUUUGAUGAGGAUCUAGUCAAUACCAAAUCACCAGCGUCCUCUACAGUUGAGGCAAUGGACACCUCUGAGCCAAUCAUGCAAGCCGGAUUCAGAUAACCAGGAUGCUGAUUGGCCCAUUCACAUUGUGUGAUGUAGACUACUGCACUUGAUUGGCUGAAUGCUUUUUAUUUACACACUCAAAAGGAAAACUGACGUUACAAUAUGCGACUGAUGCGUGCAUGAAUGUGAGGAAUAAACAUUUAGUCAAACUCUGAUUGGUCAGUUAAGUGCAUUCGUGUUAUAGACUCAUCUGAUUGGAUGAUAGCUGAUCACAUGAUAGAAAAGAGUUGACAUCAUUGGCUGACAUAAUGUUCAUCUGCAUGUGUUUGGAGAGCUCAUGGAGAAUCUGAUUGGAUAGUUUCUCUCACAUGAUCUAAAAACACUGAAUCAUUUUGAACAACCGUGACAAUUGUAAGAAGAGGAUUGCUGCAAGCCAGCUGAGCAGCUUCAUGCUAAUGAAACUACUAGACAUGCAUAUCUGAUUGGAUGGUUACCGUCACAUGACUUUAAUGUGAUUUAUUCAUAAUUGGCCUUUAUAUGUAAAUUAAGAAUAAGCGUGUUUUAUAUUAUAAUGAUUUUUUACCGAUCGCUGAUCUUCUUAUAUUUAGGAUCAUGUGAUAAUGAUGUAAGCAUACAAAUUAUUAUGAUUCCAUUAAAUUAAAAAAUAAAGUGUUUAUUUAUCAUGUUAUUUUCACAGACAUUAAAAUUCUGUAGUUGGUGAUGCUUUCGGCAAUAAUUACUUCAUCAGACGCAUAGAUUUUUUUUGGUUUUAGGUAUUUAAGAAGGGUUUGUGAUUAUCGUUAGACUGGAGAAGGAAAGUCAGCCAUUUUUGUCAUUCGGCCAUUAGUUUAGUGACUUACGGUACACAAAAACCUAUUUUAUGGAUGAAAACGACUUCUGUUCAAUUUUGCCUCUUACAAUCUGCCUUCAAAUGGACAAACUAAGCAACUAAGCGAAAAAAUCCCUUUGCAAAGA